UUCAGUCGUUAGCGAUUGUUGGGAUUGCAAAGAUGUUCUUGUCGCGAAAUUGGAUGCAGGUGGUCCUGGCCUGGGCGGUGGCGGCUUUUGCCACGGCCACCGUAGUGGUUGCGGUGCAGAACGCGAAACUUGAGGCGGAUCUGCGCGAUGUACAGGAAAAGAUUGACAUCUACAAGGAGCUAGAUGUGCGUCCAACCCUCCAGCGAGAGAGACGCGAGGAUAAUAUUGACUAUCGUCUGCCCACUGCACUGUUGCCCAAACACUACGAACUCUACUGGCAUCCGGACCUAGAUACUGGCACCUUCACCGGCCAGGAGAAGAUCACCAUAGAUGUCGUUGAGGCCACGAAUCAAAUCAUUUUGCACUCUUACCUGCUGGAUGUGACGAAUGUUUAUGUGCUGAACCGAGAGGUAGUGGAAUAUGUUUUGGAGGUGGAACGCCAGCUCCUGAUCAUAACGUUGACGGAGGAUCUGGUGGUCGGUUCCAGCAUCACCUUGGGUAUUCUCUUUAACGGAAAUAUGACGGACAAGCUGGUGGGUCUUUACAGCAGCACCUACAAGUCGGAAGCGGGAGACCAACGAAACAUUUCGUCAACGCAAUUCGAGCCAGUCUAUGCCCGCCAGGCCUUCCCGUGCUUCGAUGAGCCGGCGAUGAAGGCUACUUUCGCCAUCACAGUGGUACAUCCCACAGGAUCUUACCACGCAGUCUCCAAUAUGAAGCUCUCCGAAUCCAAUUAUUUGGGCGAAUACACGGAGGCCAUCUUCGAGAGCACUGUAUCGAUGAGCACGUACCUGGUGUGCAUCAUUGUUUCCGAUUUUGCCUCCAAGUCCACCACUGUCAAUGCCAAUGGGAUUGGCGAGGACUUCACUAUGGAGGCUUUUGCCACUCCCCACCAGCUGAACAAGGUUGACUUUGCUUUAGAGUUUGGAGCUGCCGUCACGGAGUACUACAUCCAGUAUUAUAAUGUACCGUAUCCACUGACCAAACUGGAUAUGGCUGCCAUCCCCGACUUCUCCUCCAAUGCCAUGGAGCACUGGGGUCUGGUCACUUACCGCGAGACGGCUCUACUCUACGACGAGAGCUACAGCUCGACGCUCAACAAGCAGUCGAUCGCCGCCGUCCUGGCCCACGAGAUUGCUCACCAAUGGUUUGGCAAUCUAGUUACCAUGAAAUGGUGGAAUGACAUCUGGCUAAACGAGGGAUUUGCCCGCUACAUGCAGUACAAGGGAGUGAACGCAGUGUAUCCAGACUGGGGAAUGCUGGAGCAAUUCCAAAUAAUCGCCCUGCAUCCUGUCAUGGUCUAUGAUGCCAAACUCUCUUCGCACCCCAUUGUCCAGGAAGUGGAGUCACCGGCUGAGAUCAGCGCUAUUUUCGACACGAUCAGUUAUGAGAAGGGUGGCUCGGUCAUCCGAAUGCUUGAGAACCUUGUAGGUUCCGAAAAAUUCGAGGAGGCUGUUACUAACUAUUUGGUAAAGUAUCAGUUUGAAAACACGGUCACGGAUGACUUCCUGAGCGAGGUGGACCUUGUGACAGACUUUGAUGUGAAGCUCUUGAUGCGCACGUGGACCGAACAGAUGGGCUACCCGGUCCUGAAUGUGUCCCGUGGGGAUGCUGGCUUCCUCAUUACUCAGCAGCGCUUCCUCUCCAACAAGGCCAGCUAUGAGGAGGCUCCCGAAGACAGCGAAUUCCAGUACAGGUGGAGCGUGCCCAUCACUUACACCAUCGACGCUUGGGAGGACGACAAGAUCGAGAGCUUCGUGUUCGCUUACAAUAUUGACACGGAGGCAAUCGCACUGGACGCUGAUGUCCAGUGGAUUAAGCUGAACGUCCAUCAAUUGGGGUAUUAUCGCGUUAACUACGAAGAUAGUCUCUGGGAUGCCCUCAUCAAGCAAUUGAUAGCCUAUCCCGCCCGCUUCGACGUUGCCGAUCGCGCCCAUCUUUUGAAUGAUGCCUUCGCCUUGGCCGAUGCCAGCCAACUGUCCUACAAAGUUCCGCUGGAGAUGACCGCCUACCUUGGCCAGGAGCGUGACUUUGCGCCCUGGUACGUGGCGGCUGAGAAACUUAAGGCGCUGCAACGCAGCCUGAUGUUCAACGAGGGCUACGUUUCCUACUUGACCUAUGCAAGGACUCUGGUUGACAGCGUUUACCAGGAAGUGGGCUGGAGUGUGGACGCGAAUAACCACUUGAAUAAUCGACUGCGGGUGUCCAUCCUGUCCGCGGCCUGUUCCCUUGGCCUGCCCGACUGUCUGGACCAGGCAGCUCAGCGCUUCAACACCUGGCUUCAGAACCCCACCGCCGCCAACCGACCAGCGCCCGAUCUGCGCGAGAUCGUCUAUUAUUACGGCAUGCAGCAGUCGACUAGCAACUCCGACUGGGAUAAGCUAUUUGAACUUUUCAUGGAGGAAACGGAUGCCAGCGAGAAGCUGAAGCUUAUGUAUGGGUUGGCUGGUGUUCAGGACGCCCAGUUGCUGUUCAACUUCCUCGUACUGGCCAGUGACGAGAGUAUUGUGCGCUCCCAGGACUAUUUUACCUGCGUGCAGAACAUUGCUAGCAACCCCGUGGGCGAGCCCGUGGUGUGGGACUACUACCGAGAGCAAUGGCCCCAGCUGAGUGCUCGUUUCGGGCUGACAAAUCGCAACUUUGGCAGGCUGAUUGCCCAGAUCACGAAGAGCUUUGCCAGCCAGGUCAAGCUGGAGGAACUGCAGCAGUUCUAUGCCAAGUACCCGGAGUCCGGGGCCGGGGCCAACUCCAGGCUGGAGGCGGUGGAGACCAUCAAGUACAACAUCGAGUGGCUGAAGCAGAACAGCGGUGACAUAAGCGACUGGCUGAGUGGCACCUCCGUUCCGUUGACCAAGAAAAACCGAUUGUAAAGAUGGUCUUUACUGUACAAUAAAUGUUCAUACGUAAAUGUUUUAGAGCUAAUUGGCAAUUAGAAGGAAUUGCAUAAGAGAAAAACAAAAUUUCCGCUCAAGUUCAAUAAAAUAAAGUUCCAAAA
Drosophila persimilis is the source of this 2995-nucleotide messenger RNA. RefSeq names its product glutamyl aminopeptidase. The transcript is spliced from 6 exons. Lineage: Eukaryota; Metazoa; Arthropoda; Insecta; Diptera; Drosophilidae. The coding region runs from base 33 to 2870 and encodes 945 amino acids. Gene Ontology annotation, cellular component: cytoplasm. Gene Ontology annotation, biological process: proteolysis; peptide catabolic process. The record is from RefSeq and is a predicted model, not a curated record. Gene Ontology annotation, molecular function: peptide binding; zinc ion binding; metalloaminopeptidase activity.